AUGGUGGCUAAGGAUAGCAAAAAAGAUUUAGGAGUUAAGGAGGAAUCAAUGAAUCCUUAUGAAAAACCACCAGAAAUAUCAGCACGUCAAUCAUUUAAAAACUUUUUUUACAACAAAGAAACUGGAGCCAUCAUGGGCCGGACACCCAGCAGUUGGGGAAAAGUUGGAUUAUUUUAUUUGAUAUUUUAUGGAGUACUUGCUGCAUUGGUAGCAAUAUGCUUUUGGUUUUUUUUCCAAACUCUUGAUAUGAGAAUACCUAAAUGGCAAUUAGAAGGUUCAAUUAUUGGAACAAAUCCAGGUCUGGGAUUUAGACCAAUGCCACCAUCGUCUAAUGUUGAAAGUACUUUGAUUUGGUUCAAGGGAACAGAUCCAGAAAAUUACAAGCACUGGGUUGAUGAAUUGACUGAGUUUUUAGGAGAGUACAAGAAAUUGGGAUCGACAGCUGGUCUAGGUGCUCAUAUAACAGAUUGUGAUUAUCAUAAAUUACCAGUUCCUGAUCAAGUUUGUGUUGUAAAUGUACGACAAUGGCAUCCAUGUACACAAGAAAAUUUCUUUGGUUAUCAUAAAUCUGGUCCAUGUGUUUUUAUAAAACUCAAUAAGAUUUAUGGCUGGAGACCAGAAUAUUAUACAUCAGUUGACCAAUUGCCGGAUAAAAUGCCCCGUGAUUUAAAAACAAUAAUUGGUAAUUUAACUGCACGUCAAUCAAAACAAUUGAAUACUAUUUGGGUGUCUUGCCAAGGAGAAAAUCCAGCAGAUGAAGAAAAUAUUGGACCAGUUAAAUAUAUUCCACAGCAAGGAUUUCCAGGAUACUAUUAUCCUUAUGAAAAUACUGAAGGUUAUCUCAGUCCAUUAGUUGCCGUUCAUUUUGAAAGACCAAAAACUGGAAUUCUUAUUAAUGUCGAGUGCAAAGCUUGGGCGAGAAAUAUAAAACAUAAUCGUAAUGAUAAAAUCGGAUCAGUUCACUUUGAACUUUUAAUUGACUAAAAUCAUUAUUAUUAUUAUUAUUAUUAUUAUUAAUAUU
This is a messenger RNA of Microplitis mediator, 1021 nucleotides long. RefSeq names its product sodium/potassium-transporting ATPase subunit beta-2-like. Gene Ontology annotation, biological process: intracellular sodium ion homeostasis; sodium ion export across plasma membrane; potassium ion import across plasma membrane. The record is from RefSeq and is a predicted model, not a curated record. Gene Ontology annotation, molecular function: ATPase activator activity. The transcript has 6 exons. NCBI's taxonomy places the organism in Eukaryota, Metazoa, Arthropoda, Insecta, Hymenoptera, Braconidae. Gene Ontology annotation, cellular component: sodium:potassium-exchanging ATPase complex. Bases 1 to 984 code for a protein of 327 amino acids.